AGAGCAUAGCAGCUGCCCGUCUUCAUUUCACCAAGAUGCUCUGUGGCUACGACCAGGAAGAAGAGACAAAGCGCAGUACCACACGUCCGGUCUUUACGCACUCCCGUCGAGACCAACAUCAAUCCUCGGACAAUCGCAGAGGAGCUAUCAACAUCCCUUACCAGCACUAACUAGUCAUCGUCCCUGCUCUUCAAGUUGCACAUAAUUGCACUGGACACACGAUGUGUCUACCCAGCCUCGGAAGCAUGUUGAUCUCCAUCCAAGGCCCCGAUGUUGAGCUUCGGCAUACACGCACUUCCCUCUCCUACACCUGGCGCGGCAUGCGGAUCAUGCACUCAAUGAACCCCACCAUUGUCCACAUAGGCGAUGGGGUGAAUGAUGUUUUCCACGUCGGGGACGAACCAGAAAACGGACAUGCUGUUGGGAACGGCGCUUGGAUACAACCAACCUACAAUCUUACUGUUGAGCGCCGCGACGUCGGCGGCAUUGCUGGCCUCCUGCGCGCAGUGCGGAACGUCUUUCGAGCUGCGAUGCAAAGAGUCCGCCAACUUGGAGCCGCAGCUGUGGAACGAUGUCUUGAUCUUCGACGAAACCUUGCUGCUCUCAGUCCGGGAGGAUGGUGCAUACUCCUCUUUCUCAACAUCUUCCUCGUACCCCUCGCCCUGACCGGUGUCACCAUUCUCUUUUGGCUGGCGAUUGUUUGGCUGGUGCUCUAUGGUGUCUAUGAAGUGACCGACCGGGUGGCUUACCUCACGGCGCGACUGCUGGACGGACCCGUGGAGACCGCUAUCGCGAUCAUCUGGAACAUGGCUCGGAGUGGGCAGGCUUACUUGAUCAGGGAGGUCGCCUCGGCUGAGCCGCAGCCGGCCCCCAGCUCACCAGCUCAGCAGCCGCCGGAUCGGCGACCACAGGAUCAGCAACCACACCAGCAGCUUUCGGGUCAACAAUCGCCUGGUAUGCAGCCAGAGCAACAAGGGUCUGGCCAACAUAUCUUGGGUCAACAUAUUCCGAGUCAACAACAAGCCCCCGGUCAGCAGCCCUUAGACCAACAAGCUUUGGAUCAACAUGCCCCGGAUCAACAGGCUUCGGGCCAACAAACUCCAGGUCAACGACUACUAGACCGACAAGCUGCAGAUCAACAGGCUCCCAACCAACAGGCUCCCAACCAGCAGGCUCUCAACCAGCAGGCACCAGUUCAGCAAUCCGUACGUCAACAAGCCGUGGAAGAAGGUCCUACCGAACAGCAGGCUCCAGUUCAGCAACCGGAUGGUCAACGAGCCCAGGGCUAGCAACC
Messenger RNA from Thermothelomyces thermophilus ATCC 42464, 1294 nucleotides. RefSeq lists its product as uncharacterized. The record is from RefSeq and is a predicted model, not a curated record. The transcript has a single exon. Lineage: Eukaryota; Fungi; Ascomycota; Sordariomycetes; Sordariales; Chaetomiaceae. Bases 222 to 1289 code for a protein of 355 amino acids.